CAUGACUGGCACUACACAGACCUCUUCGGCCAGCCCUCCUACUGCUGCGUCUGUGCCCAGCACAUCCUUCAGGGCGCCUUCUGCCCCUGCUGCGGGCUGCGUGUCAGCGAGGGCUGCCUCAAGAAGGCUGACCAGCUCUUUCUCUGCAAGGAGAUCAUGAUGAGGAGCAACGGUGGAGCCCCCAGUGCGAUGCCGCAUCACUGGAUCAGAGGCAACGUCCCGCUCUGCAGCUGCUGUAAGGUGUGCAAACAACAGUGUGGCACGCAGCCCAAGCUCUGCGACUACAGAUGUGUGUGGUGUCAGUACACCGUACAUGAUGACUGCAUGGUGGAUCAUUUAAAGACUGAGAAGUGUACAUUUGGAGAAUUCAGAGACUUAAUUAUUCCACCAUAUUAUUUGUCUACAAUCAACCAGAUGCGUAAAGAUAAAAGAACCAGUUAUGAAAAGGUAGUACCUUACUGCAGAAAACACUGGAUGCCAGUCAUCAUACUGGCUAAUACUCGUAGUGGAAACAACAUGGGUGAAACUUUACUAGGAGAAUUUAAAAUUCUUCUGAACCCCGUUCAGGUUUUUGAUCUAAGCAAAAUUACACCUGCUAAAGCACUCCAACUCUGUACCUUGCUGCCUUGUAACGCUGUCAGGGUUCUUGUCUGUGGUGGGGAUGGCACAGUAGGCUGGGUCCUGGAUGCAAUUGAUGAAAUGAAGAUAAAGGGGCAAGAACGUUAUAUUCCCCAAGUUGCAAUUUUACCUCUGGGAACAGGUAAUGACCUGUCCAAUACACUGGGCUGGGGUGCAGGUUAUGCUGGAGAAGUCCCUGUAGAACAAAUCUUACGAAAUGUCAUGGAGGCAGAUGGAAUCAAACUAGACAGAUGGAAGGUUCAAGUUACAAACAAAGGAUACUACAACUUAAGGAAACCAAAGGUAUUCACAAUGAACAACUACUUUUCUAUAGGACCUGAUGCUCUCAUGGCUUUAAACUUUCAUGCUCAUCGUGAGAAGACUCCCUCUCUGUUUUCCAGCAGAAUUAUUAAUAAGGCUGUUUAUUUUUUUUAUGGAACCAAAGACUGCUUAGUACAAGAAUGUAAAGAUCUUAACAAAAAGAUUGAGCUAGAGUUGGAUGGUGAGAGAAUCGAGUUGCCCGAUUUGGAAGGGAUCAUUGUCCUGAAUAUUGGAUACUGGGGAGCUGGCUGUAGGCUCUGGGAAGGAACAGGUGAUGAACCUUAUCCCUUGGCAAGGCAUGAUGAUGGACUUCUGGAGGUUGUUGGCGUUCAUGGUUCUUUCCACUGUGCCCAGAUUCAGAUGAAACUAGCAAAUCCCCUUCGCCUGGGGCAGGCCCAUACAGUGAGGCUGAUCUUGAAGAGUUCAAAGAUGCCGAUGCAGGUGGAUGGAGAGCCGUGGGCUCAGGGGCCCUGCACUGUUACCAUAACUCAUAAGACACGUGCACUGAUGUUGUAUCCCUCGGGUGAACAAACAGACGAUGAAGCUUCCAGCGUGUCUGAGCAAGACCACGUGAGAGAACAGACAGAUGAAGAUGUAUAG
Molecule: messenger RNA, 1539 nt
Organism: Pterocles gutturalis (yellow-throated sandgrouse)
Lineage: Eukaryota; Metazoa; Chordata; Aves; Pterocliformes; Pteroclidae
Gene: DGKE
Product: diacylglycerol kinase, epsilon 64kDa
Exons: 11
Molecular function (GO): ATP-dependent diacylglycerol kinase activity
Source: RefSeq, a predicted model, not a curated record